Linum tenue is the source of this 1335-nucleotide messenger RNA. NCBI's taxonomy places the organism in Eukaryota, Viridiplantae, Streptophyta, Magnoliopsida, Malpighiales, Linaceae. The record is from the annotation of a GenBank genome assembly.
AUGUCACCGACGUCCAAACAAGGACUAGAGAAUGUCGACGGCGGCCAUAUAGUCAUCUGCCCUUUCCCGUUCACAUGCCACCCAACCGCUCUUUUCAACUUGACAAUCAAACUAGCAACCUCGUCACCACAAACCGACUUCUCCUUCCUCACCACACACACAAACAAACUCUCCCUUCUCUACCCGAGAAACAACAACGCUCCUCCACCAACCAACCUCAAGCUCCACACCAUCUCCGAUGGCCUCCCCGACCACAACAACUCGGCAAAAGAAGCAGCAGAUAACCACAAAAACUUCUACCACAUGGACCGCUUCAACGAGGCCAUGCCCGGGAACUUCAAGCAAGGAAUCGACGCAGCGACGAAGGCAAGCAACAAGAAGAAGAAGAAGAUCUCUUACAUCAUAGCGGACGCUCUCUGCGCGGUAGGAGUUGCACCCAUGGCCAAGGAGAUGGAGGUUCCAUGGGCAGCUCUGUGGGUCAAUGCUCCCUUCGCCCUCCACCCUUUCUCUCAAAUGGAUCACAUCUAUCAGCUCUCCCUCCAGCUGCUUUCUCCCGACGAUGAUCAUAACCAAAUCAUCCCUGGGUUCUCCCCGCUGCGCUUCAACGACCUCCCCGAAAACUCGCUCCAGCCCACUGGCAUGCCGUACCUGGGCCCCAUCAUGAGGGCACUCCCGGAAGCGUCGGCCAUCGUGCUGAACGCUUCCCGAGAAAUAUGCUGUACACCACUUAGCAGCAGCAUUUCAUUUUUUCUCGACGGUCCAGACCAUAAACCCCAGCUGGGGAAGCUGUUCUUCGCGGGUUGCCUGACGUUGCCAUCAGUACUUACGACGACGCCGUCAUCGUCGUCGUCACUGGUCAACAGUGACGACGACGAUGGUACGAUCUUCCCGGAGGGACUGAUGGAGAAGCUGCCACGUGGGUUCGUGGAGAGGACGCGAGAGUACGGGAAGGUGGUUCCCUGGGUGCGGCAAGUGGAGGUGCUGAGGCACGGAGCGAUCGGGGUCCAAGUGACGCAUUGUGGCUACAACUCCGUUUUGGAGAGCAUUUUCGGCGGGGUGCCGUUGAUCUGCAGGCCGGUUUGGGCUGACAAUCACAUCGUCGCGAGGUGGGUGGAAGAGGUUUGGGAUAUCGGCGUUGGCGUUGAAGGCGGGAUCUUUACCAAAGAUGGGGUUUGCAGGUGUUUGGCUGUUGUUUUGGGAGAGGAGAAGGGAAGGGAGAUGAGGGCGAAUGUUGGUGCGCUUAGGGAGAAGAUGCUGGCUGCUGCUGGACCAAAUGGCAGUGCUGGCAAAGACUUGGAAGCUCUGUUGGAGAUGAUGAUGAUGCACGCUGGCUAG